UGUGCGAGAUGAGAGGGACAAACUUACUGGUUACAUGUUAUGUGGUUCUAGGGAUUCUAGCAUACACCAAAGCAGAAUGUUGGGGGGAUUCUAGAACCAACAGUAAAGGACACUGUAUCAUGACGAGACCUGUACAGUUACACUUACCCCGGGGGUCGUCCUAUAAACAGGGCUGCAUCACAUGUAGAUGUAAUCUGAGGGGAACACUAUUUUGUUGCAAUUCUGCUACAAAAAUCACAAGUGUGCCCAAGCACUGCAGGAUCGUUCAAGACGGGUGUAGACAGAGGGCGGUCAGAAAGUCAGACGGUAAGGAAUGUGAUGGACCAUUCGGCAUGGUUGGAUGAGGAAAUACAAGUCAUGUACAUUUCCUGUCGGACUUUAAACAUUUGGAAGUUUAUGUUUAAAUGAUAAAUUAAAAUUACAAUGAUUUAGAAUUAA
Saccostrea cuccullata (small rock oyster) is the source of this 438-nucleotide messenger RNA. RefSeq lists its product as uncharacterized. The transcript is spliced from 3 exons. Bases 9 to 344 code for a protein of 111 amino acids. NCBI's taxonomy places the organism in Eukaryota, Metazoa, Mollusca, Bivalvia, Ostreida, Ostreidae. The record is from RefSeq and is a predicted model, not a curated record.